Chiloscyllium plagiosum (whitespotted bambooshark) is the source of this 1016-nucleotide messenger RNA. Its product is annotated as flavin reductase (NADPH)-like. Lineage: Eukaryota; Metazoa; Chordata; Chondrichthyes; Orectolobiformes; Hemiscylliidae. The record is from RefSeq and is a predicted model, not a curated record.
CAUAAGCAUGCACUGUUUUAGAGCUGUAGAAAAUAUUAUUUUAUAUGGAAGUGGUACAGAGGUUGAAGGGCUGGACUCGGUCAGAUACAACUUAGUUUGUGGAUUACUUUAAAAAGUAGAGACAUUGAUUUCCAACAAGCCACUCACAAUCUGGAAAAGCUUUAUUAUUGAUCAGUAAUAGCAUUCAGGAGAAAAGAAUCACGUAACAAUUUAUUUUUUGUUAGCGUUGACAAAAUCCACAACCAUAUUUUAUUAAAUCAAGACAACUAUGACACUGAAGUUCUGAAACUGCAAGAAAAAAGUAAUAGAAAGUAGUUUAGACUGAAGAAUGAAACUCUUGGUACUUGGGGCCACAGGACAAACAGGCCAAUUAUUAGUGAGACAAGCACUUGAACAGGGCUAUGUGGCGAAAGCUGUUGUGAGAACUCCCAGCAAGCUGACCAUUCAGCAUGACAACCUGAAGGUGGUGAAAGCAAAUAUUUUCUCAGCCGACAGUCUUCAGGGGCAUUUUAACGACCAGGAUGUCAUCAUGUCCUGCCUUGGGUUCCCAAUACGCUUAUUUUCUGGACAUACUGAAUACACAGAAUCAAUGAAAGCUAUAAUUUCUGCUAUGCGUAAGGCAGAAGUAACUCGAAUUAUAGCAAUGUCAUCGUGGUACACUAAACCUAAAACUUCACAUCAGACUUCUUGGAUGCUGAGGUCGUUCUUGACUCCUGUGAUCCACAACCUGCUGAUCAACAUGCAAGAAGUAGAAAAUUAUUUAAGCAAUGAAUGCAAAGAUCUCAACUGGACUGUGGUAAAACCACCAGGUCUUCUGAAGGCACCAAGAACAGACAAAGAAUUAUUAAUUCAUGAAGGCUACUAUGAACCAGAUCUGGAUAGAACUCCCGUUGCAAAUCCAGUGACACCAGGAGAUAUUGCUCGCUUUAUGCUGUCCUUGCUUAAAGAUGAUUCGUGCAACAAGAGGGCAGUGGCAGUGGUAACAGUGUAAUAAUAAAUUGCUGCUCUGGAAAAUA